AUGACGGAGCCUUGCAUGAUGUUGUGGAUGGGGAAUUCAGGUUCUGAUCACACGGGCUCCACAGAACAUUCCUCUCUCCGCACGAGUCCCCCAUGUGAGACUACGACGACCUGGGAUGAGGAGAUGGGUGACAUCAAACCUUGCUACACUUUCUUGGUCCUCCCGCAGCUCAGCCGGCCAGGACUGUACCCUACCGGUUAUGAGUUUGUGAACGAAGAACCGCAGAUGGCAGAGGCUGCUGCUCUCCCCGGUCACGUUCUGGGAACUCCAGAGCCAAACCCGCCCGUGCCCAGCUCAGCUCAGAACCCUCCCUUCAACGUGGAGUGUGAAGCAGAGGAAUACUGUCUGGAGCAGGUCCAGUCGAUGGUGGUGGGAGAAGUGCUGAGCGAUGUCAACAAAGCCUGCAAGCUACUUAACAUCGCGCCAGACCCACUAGACUGGAACUGCAUGCAUGUUUACAAGUGGCUGCUGUGGACGGAGCACUUGUACCAACUGCCGCAUAUGAGCACGCUCUUCAAGGAACUGAACGGAAGGGAUAUGUGUUCCAUGACAGAGGGUGACUUCAGACAACGCUCCUCGCAGUUUGGAGGCAUGGUGUAUGCUCAUCUGGACAUCUGGCGAUCUGCUGCAGCAAUGAAAGGCCAGUGCUCACUAGAAGACAUGAAGUCAGCAAACAACGGGUCUUGGUGCAACUGCCCCAGCCAGCCGAUCCACUUGUGGCAGUUCCUUCAGGAGUUGCUCCUCAAGCCACACAGCUACAGCUGCUGCAUUCGCUGGAUCAACAAGGAGAAGGGAAUUUUCAAAAUCGAAGACUCGGCUCACGUGGCCCGGCUGUGGGGCAUCAGGAAGAACCGUCCAGCAAUGAACUACGACAAACUGAGUCGAUCUAUACGGCAGUACUACAAGAAGGGCAUCAUCCGAAAGCCGGAUGUGUCGCGCAGACUGGUCUACCAGUUUGUCAAUCCGAUAUGAGCGACGUGGCGAUUCCGUCAGGUUCUCAACGAGGCAAGCUGAAAAAAAAAAAAAAGAAUAAAUAUGCUGGACAUGAAGAGAAGAACGUGUAAGCUCCCUGACCUUUAGUUUCUAUUGUAAAGACUGCCUAGUGAAAUGUACACUUUACAUGAAAACAAAUGACCGUGAUUGCAUCACUGUGUUGUUUUCAGCACC
This is a messenger RNA of Syngnathoides biaculeatus (alligator pipefish), 1167 nucleotides long. Its product is annotated as SAM pointed domain-containing Ets transcription factor-like. The transcript is spliced from 6 exons. NCBI's taxonomy places the organism in Eukaryota, Metazoa, Chordata, Actinopteri, Syngnathiformes, Syngnathidae. Gene Ontology annotation, cellular component: nucleus. The coding region runs from base 1 to 972 and encodes 323 amino acids. Gene Ontology annotation, molecular function: sequence-specific DNA binding; DNA-binding transcription factor activity, RNA polymerase II-specific. Gene Ontology annotation, biological process: regulation of transcription by RNA polymerase II; cell differentiation. The record is from RefSeq and is a predicted model, not a curated record.